Messenger RNA from Eptesicus fuscus (big brown bat), 1843 nucleotides. It is a transcript of the gene P2RY2, whose product is annotated as purinergic receptor P2Y2. The record is from RefSeq and is a predicted model, not a curated record. Bases 106 to 1233 code for a protein of 375 amino acids. The transcript has 2 exons. Gene Ontology annotation, biological process: positive regulation of mucus secretion; blood vessel diameter maintenance; phospholipase C-activating G protein-coupled receptor signaling pathway. Lineage: Eukaryota; Metazoa; Chordata; Mammalia; Chiroptera; Vespertilionidae. Gene Ontology annotation, molecular function: G protein-coupled UTP receptor activity; G protein-coupled purinergic nucleotide receptor activity; A1 adenosine receptor binding. Gene Ontology annotation, cellular component: plasma membrane.
GCUCUGGAGUGGGCGCCCGGGAGGCGACUGGAGACGCACGAACCCCUAGAGGCCGGCUCAUUCCCGGGCACGCUGGGUGGCCCGCCCCCGCCUGGGCGCCGGGCAAUGGCCGCAGGCCCGGGCCUCUGGAACAGCACCAUCAAUGACACGUGGGAUGGGGACGAGCUGGGCUACAAGUGCCGCUUCAACGAGGACUUCAAGUACGUGCUGCUGCCCGUGUCCUACGGCGUGGUGUGCGUGCUCGGGCUGUGCCUGAACGUGGCCGUGCUCUACAUCUUCCUCUGCCGCCUCAAGACCUGGAACGCCUCCACCACCUACAUGUUCCACCUGGCGGUGUCGGACGCGCUGUACGCGGCCUCCCUGCCGCUGCUGGUCUAUUACUACGCCCGCGGCGACCACUGGCCCUUCAGCACGGUGCUCUGCAAGCUGGUGCGGUUCCUCUUCUACACCAACCUCUACUGCAGCAUCCUCUUCCUCACGUGCAUCAGCGUGCACCGCUGCCUGGGGGUCUUGCGCCCGCUGCGCUCGCUGCGCUGGGGCCGGGCCCGCUACGCCCGGCGGGUGGCAGCCGCCGUGUGGGCGCUGGUGCUGGCCUGCCAGGCGCCCGUGCUCUACUUCGUCACCACCAGCACGCGCGGCAGCCGCAUCACCUGCCACGACACCUCGGCCCCUAGCCUCUUCAGCCACUUCCUGGUCUACAUCUCCGUCAUGCUGGGCCUGCUCUUCGCCGCGCCCUUCGCCACCAUCCUGGUCUGCUACGUGCUCACGGCGCGGCGGCUGCUCAAGCCCGCCUACGGGACCGCGGGCGGCCUGCCGCGCGCCAAGCGCAAGUCCGUGCGCACCAUCGCCGUGGUCCUGGCGGUGUUCGCCCUCUGCUUCCUGCCUUUCCACGUCACCCGAACCCUCUACUACUCCUUCCGCUCGCUGGACCUCAGCUGCCACACCCUCAACGCCAUCAACAUGGCCUACAAGAUCACCCGGCCGCUGGCCAGUGCCAACAGUUGCCUUGACCCCGUGCUCUACUUCCUGGCCGGGCAGAGGCUUGUGCGCUUUGCCCGGGACUCCAAGCCACCCACAAAUCCCACUCCCCCUGCCCAGGCGACCCGCCGGCUGGACCUGCGCAAGUUUCAUAGAACGGACACCAGGGCAGAAGCCGGGUCGGCCAGCAGUGAGAACUCGAGCAGGGAGGCCCCGUUGGCUGGUGGUGGGAACACUAAGGACAUCAGGCUGUAAGGCCUCAACCCCUGCGGCCUGUGCAAGCUUGUACGGGGGAAUCUGUAGGGGCUAUGACUUGUUCAAACGAGGGGAUCUCCCCAGAUACGGAUCAUCAUGACUCAUGCUGGAUGGUCCAGCGAGCCAUGACCCCAACACUCUGUCACUUGGCAGGGGCUCGGGACACUUGGUGGUCCAGCGAGCUCAACAGUGCCCCACACCCCCGUCACCAUUUGUAUGUGUCAACUGGGGAAUGAGGUUUCAAGAAGGCAAGGGUUCAGGGCCUGACUCACCCACAAAAAAUAGCUGGCCGUGCCUGCCAAGGGACCUAGGCUAGAGCCCUGCUGACCCAAGUCAAACAGAGAAACAGGCCAACAGAGGAAAGUGACUUACCAACGUCACACAGAGGAUCGGGGCCUGAGCGACCUGGGAGGGGUGGGGUCCCAGGCUGACUAGAAGACCCUGGGGAACUGGGGCAGGUCUGGGUGCCACAGUGGACUAAGCAAUGAGAAGUACCCCCAGCCCCAGAGAUGAACAUCUGGAAACUGAUUCAUAAAACCAUCUGGAGGCUCCCAUGGGCUGGGAGCCAGUUUGAGGCUGUAACUCAUACUAAAAGUGUUGUUGUCUGCUG